This is a messenger RNA of Larimichthys crocea (large yellow croaker), 1819 nucleotides long. RefSeq names its product POU class 4 homeobox 3 (gene pou4f3). Lineage: Eukaryota; Metazoa; Chordata; Actinopteri; Sciaenidae. Gene Ontology annotation, biological process: regulation of transcription by RNA polymerase II. Gene Ontology annotation, molecular function: DNA-binding transcription factor activity, RNA polymerase II-specific; RNA polymerase II cis-regulatory region sequence-specific DNA binding. The record is from RefSeq and is a predicted model, not a curated record.
UGCGAGGUGCUUGCUGGGAGGAGGAUGAUGACCAUGAACGGCAAGCAGCAUUUCUCCAUGCACCCGGCUCUUCACGAGCCCAAGUAUCCCGGCGGCACUCAGGCCGAGGGCAUGCGCAGAGUCUGUCUGCCCGCCCCGCAGCUGCAGGGCAAUAUAUUCGGAGGCUUUGAUGAGAGCCUGCUGGCACGGGCAGAGGCUCUGGCGGCUGCUGACAGCAUUGUCUCUCACGGCAAGAGUCACCCAUUCAAACCAGACGUGACUUACCAUACCAUGAGCAGUGUCCCCUGCACCUCAGCCUCCUCUUCUUCCUCCACCACCGUGCCCAUCUCCCACGUCCCCUCCACCAUCGCCUCCCACCAUCACCACCACCACCACCAUCUCGGACAGACCCUGGAGGCCGGGGACCUCCUGGAUCACCUCUCCACCAGCCUGGCCGUGACCGGGAUGGGUGCUCCGGAGCCUCCCGGGAUGACCACGGCGGCGCACCACCACCAACACCCUCACCACCACCUGCAGACCAUGGGGCAGCUGCACCAGGCGAUGGCCAAUAUGGCUCACCCUCACUCUCUGUCAGUGCACGGCGGCAUGGCGUGCGUCAACGACGUGGAGUCGGAUCCAAGGGAGCUGGAAGCCUUCGCCGAGCGCUUCAAGCAGAGGAGGAUCAAACUCGGGGUGACCCAGGCGGACGUCGGGUCAGCGCUGGCCAACCUCAAGAUCCCUGGAGUGGGGUCCUUGAGCCAAAGCACCAUCUGCAGGUUCGAGUCCCUCACCUUGUCCCACAACAACAUGAUAGCGCUCAAGCCGGUUCUCCAGGCCUGGCUGGAGGAAGCAGAGGCUGCGUACCGGGAGAAAAGCAACAAGCCGGACCUUUUCAACGGGAACGAGAGGAAAAGAAAGCGCACCUCCAUCGCCGCGCCGGAGAAGCGCUCUUUGGAGGCUUACUUUGCCAUCCAGCCUCGACCCUCCUCGGAAAAAAUUGCGGCCAUCGCCGAAAAACUGGACCUGAAAAAGAAUGUGGUUCGAGUGUGGUUUUGCAACCAGCGGCAAAAACAGAAACGAAUGAAAUACUCUGCGGUGCACUGAGUUUUCACACAUCAUGAAUAAAAUAGCCUACUACAUUUUUGAUCGAGUGAUUAAUAAUAGCCUAAGUAGCCUAACUAACAGGGAUUUAUCGACAGCUCUUCACGUCUCCAUCUGGGAUUAUCUCCAAAAAGAUUUUCAUUUUCGUGUCACUCACUCUUCGUUGUUGCACUUUUUUCCUCCCCCUGACUUUGCUCUUAAUGUGGGACUUAUAAAUGAUGUGUUAUAGAUCUGUGAGGGGGCUGAUUUUGAUGUUGUUGAUCAUGUAUGUUGCACACACACUAAAUGUGAACUCUCAGUAAAUCCACCCUGACAGUUUGUCACAUUCAGGGAUAUUAACUCACCUUUUUCUUUAAACAUGAACUGGAGUUUGGAGGCGACUUUUAUGGGCUGUCAGAUGUGUGAAACUGACUGAGAAAAGAAAAGAGAAUUCAUUUAUUGUUUGAUUUAUUUGAUUUAUUUUUUUUGUAAUGUCUGAAAUCAGAGUUUUAUCCUCCAGAUCACUGGCUCACAUGUGCAGAAAUACACCACCAACUUUAAGUGUUUUCACAUCUUUUUAAAAAUAAGGAGUUUAAAAAAAAAACAUCCCCACAUUUUUAAACCUUUUUUUUUUUUUUGCCCUCCUCGUGACCUGCGUGAUAGUCCUUUUACGCACAAGUACGAGUAAUUACCGUGCUUCUUUUCACAAGGUGUAAACACACUGAGUCUGAUUUUAUCUUGAAUUAUUAAAAAAAAAAAA